Aureobasidium melanogenum CBS 110374 is the source of this 1572-nucleotide messenger RNA. RefSeq names its product S-adenosyl-L-methionine-dependent methyltransferase. Gene Ontology annotation, cellular component: mitochondrial matrix; mitochondrial DNA-directed RNA polymerase complex. Gene Ontology annotation, molecular function: mitochondrial transcription factor activity. Lineage: Eukaryota; Fungi; Ascomycota; Dothideomycetes; Dothideales; Saccotheciaceae. The annotation marks the transcript as partial. The record is from RefSeq and is a predicted model, not a curated record. The transcript has a single exon. Gene Ontology annotation, biological process: transcription initiation at mitochondrial promoter.
UUGGACAAGCACAAGGGCUGCGAUAUCAUCGAUCUCCACCCAGGUUCUUGUUUGUGGUCGCAAAAGAUUCAUCAACAUCUCAAACCCCGUCGCCAUCUCCUUCUCGAGCCUGACGAACGCUACCUGGACCCUUUCAUUAAGCCCCUCUUGAACCAAAAAGAUUCGGCCUAUCGCCACACAACCCUUUCCGGUGCUGCUCCAAAGGGCUACUUCGACACUUACGAUAAGAUCUUCGAUGACCACCUUCUACCAGCGAGGGAUGCCCUUCCUGAACAAGAUCCACGCCUUCGUGAACCUAAUCAUUCCUUGCUGGUUAUUGGUAGCCUCGUCCGCCGCUACCCCGAUAUUCGUACAGGCAGCAACGCCGUUGCUUUCCCAAAUUUGAUUCUACAUCAUCUGGCUGAGGCUGCCCAGACCAACAUCAUGUUCCAACGCUACGGUCUGGUGCGCGUGCUUCUCUGGGUUCCCGAUGAGACCAAAUCCAGCAUCUUGCCUGACUCCGUUCUACAUAGAACAGGCUACUCCAUCAAUCUCGAGUCGGCUUUUAAUAUCGCCGAAGUUGUAGGUAGUGAUCGCUCACAGCUGUCUCGCACUGAUAUCAACAAGAAGACUAUCCAUCGCCAACGACAAGAUCAACUUGAUGUUUGGAGUGCACGAAGAGUCCUCAAGCGCAUGCAGUCCAAGGGCAUGGCCAUUCCUGAGCACCGCCGACCAGAGGUGCACCAAAAGGCCCUCGACACCGACGACGAAAGCCUCUCAGAUUACGAUCCGAUACACUUGCCUAAAGAUAAAUCCUUGCAAGCAGCUGUCGACCAUCAUGAGAAGAAUCUCAACGAGUUGGCAGAACUCGCAGCAAUUCCCAGAGUGAAACGAAAACAUCUCACACCACCCGACGCGAGGUUCAAACUCACAAGUGCCAGCCAGGAGUACAUCAAGAUUUUCGAUCAGCCCAGCUGUAGACUUUGGUUCGAUUCUUGGGGUUUACAAAUUGCCCUUGAACACGAGUACAGUGCGACCAAGGACAAGCUGCCUGAAGAGGUACGGGCCAAAUUGCAAACGAGGAUUCUUGCGACCGACAAGAAGCUUUCGUCCAUCCAAGAGAAGAUGUUCAGCAAAGACGUGGGCAAACAGAUGGGCGUUCUCAUCGACGAGCUGUUCGCGUUGUGUAGACCUAAGCCGUUGAUGGAAUGGGACAGACGACCUUUUGAGCCUAUGACGGCAGCUGACGAGGAAUUCUGGCCUCGCUUCCCUAUGCGACUGGUCGACCUCAAGCCACGGACAGAAGCGCUUGGAGAUGACUUGAUGAACUCAACCGAAGCCAAUCAUGUUAGACGUGGCCUGCUCAAAGCAAUGUUCACGCACCCUUCAGCCCCUCUCCUGGAGUCGAUCGAUAGACUUGGACCUGGAGCUCGCGAUAUACUCGGGCCUGAGUUCAGUGAUGUCACUCAAGGUGGAAGAAUGGACCCAAAGCAUAUGUUGACCAAAGACAUCACACGGGAGCAACUGGUUGCUCUGACCAAAGCAUAUAUUGAGUGGCCAUUCCGACCUCUCGGAUCUGAAGCGCUCGAAGCC